CGUACGUGACUUCCGGUCGGUGAGACGUGGCUUGGGGUAGGAUAAUCAACAAAACAGUUAGCUCAGACUCCCACACUCCUUCCUCACUUCUAGCUUUGACUCAACCGUGCUGGAUGGCAGGGGCAAGCCGGAGCAAGCGUUUCAGCAAUCUCAGCAGGAUUCAUUUCUGCAUUGCAGCACCCUGCAUGUUGAUCAGAAGCACUCUGGAGAAGUCUGGCCUCAUGAGCACCAGUCCUGGGAGGCCCAUUUGGGCUCUGGCUGCUCUUCUGGUUGGUGCCGCCUUGCUGACCGCCACCUCUACGUCUUCUUCCAGUGGGAAGAAAGUAGCUCAGACAGCACUGGCUCAUGCGACAGCGGCUGCUACGGGUCCAGGUUCCUGGUUUGCUGAGGAGAUGCUUGGCUUCCACAGCCUCACCAAGCUGUUGUCCAGAGAGGGUGCAGAUGUUUGGUUUUGCUCCCUUGUGGGCUCCAUUGCUGUGGGGCUGAGUGGAAUCUUCCCACUUUUGGUGAUCCCUAUUGAGGCAGGUGCAGCACUGAAAACUGAGGGUAAGACACACCUGCUUAUUGUUCUCUCUUCCAGUGAGGGAUUUUCAGAUAUACUGAAAUACGUCCACACAGACAUGUUGUUUUAGACAUGCACGUGCAGGCAGCGUGUGCAAUUCUACCGUAACCAAGGCUUAUGGGUGGUUACGGGACUGUUGUCCUUCCUGCUGCUGGAGAAGAUGUUUCCAGAUGAGGACAGUGCUUCUGAUAGUGCCUCAGACAGCAGUGCAGCAAACCGUGAAAACAUUACCUCUUCUGCAGAUCACAAGUGUGACUGUUUUACUUCAGAAAUAAACGGCAUCUGCUCUAACAACAAUUCCGACUCCAAGCCAACCACUGACAUCGGCUCACAGCCUCGACAAGAGAAGAUAAAGACGAGUGGCUAUCUGAACCUUCUGGCCAACUGCAUUGACAACUUCACCCACGGCCUGGCAGUAGCAGGAAGCUUCCUAGUCAGCAGGAAGGUUGGCUUUCUGACAACCUUUGCAAUCCUGCUGCAUGAGAUCCCCCAUGAGGUGGGAGAUUUUGCAAUACUGCUACGUGCUGGGUUUGAUCGCUGGAGUGCAGCACGCAUGCAGUUAUCCACGGCACUGGGUGGAGUUCUGGGGGCGUGUUUUGCUCUUUCUGCUCAAUCGCAGCAAGGCGCAGAAAAUGCCACAGCCUGGAUCUUGCCCUUCAGCUCUGGUGGCUUUCUCUACAUUGCAUUGGUCAAUGUGGUGCCUGAUCUUCUACAGGAGACAAACUUCAGACAUUCUUUACUACAGAUCCUGUUGAUCUUUUGUGGCGUCGGAGUCAUGGCACUGCUUUCUGCCAUAGCGGAAUAGAUACAGGAUGAUGUUUCUCUCACUUAAAGACUAUCUAAAUGAAAGACUGCCAUCUACCAGGAUGGAGAACUGAUGGACAAUACACUCCACUAUUUAAGAAAAAAAAAUAAAAUAUAAAAUUUAAAAAACAGGUUUGAGACUGACCCAAAGGGGUGUUUGUACUAUCAGGUUUGUGAGUGUUUGAUAUAUUUACAUUUUCUGUUUUGUUGUUUCUUUUUUGUCUUGGACCUAUACACAAGCACUUUGAAUUAGUAAUGUAGCUGACAGACAACAGCAAAAAUGAUGGGAAAGUAGGGUACAAAAAGACCAAAUUAUUGGCUUGUUACAAUGAUUGGGGGGAAAAGAUAUAUAUAAUGAAGAUAUCAGUGGCUGAUGGCUCAUUGUAUAUAAGAGUCAAAUAUUUAGCUGAACAAUGCAUGGCUUGUAGAAUAUGGGUGUUUUUCUUAACAGUAUGGCCAUAAAACUAUGCAUUUUAAUUUAAAAAAAUAAGAGUAUACUAUAUUUAGCUCCAAAAUGCCCAAACUGGUUGCUUGAGUACUUGGCAGACAGUUUAGAUUUUUCUGCUGUCCUAUCAAUUCUCGGAAAAACAUGCCUGAAUUUAAUGAGCAGCUUUGGGCAUUCUUGUUAGGAUGUAUGGUUAAGCAUCCAGCCCACACACUCACUUGGACUCCACAGGCAUAAUGUAUUCAUGAACUCCCCAUAGACUGCCAUAACACUAACAACCCCCCCUCCCCCCAGUAUUAAAAAACUUUAUAUUGUGCAUAUUUACGCAUGAUGCUUUAACUUUUAUUUAGUGUUAUUUUCACUAACUUUGUUUCAAUUCACAACUUGGGUUUAACUCAAGAUGCAACAAUGCAAGUUUUAUGUAGCUGCUUUUUGUUUCCGCUUUAGUGCUGCAUCACCGGUUUAUGCCUUUCUUGUGGACUUUUGUAUUUAUUUUAUUUUUUUUGAGGUAUUGACUGAAGCCGACAGCAUAAAUGAAGUUUCUUCAAUGGGUUUAAUCACAUUACUCACAGACCUCGUGGCCUUCUUUAAGCUUCAAAGCAUAUUGUAAAAUUUUCCCAAAUAUAAAAAACAACAAAAAUAAAUCCCUGCACACUGUAAAACAGAACUAGUCGUUGGAUCAAAGUAUGGUUGCAUAAAUGUAUAUAUUUUUUAAAGAAAUAUAUUUAUUAUAUAUGAAUUGUCAUGUUUGAGAAGGAACAAAGUUUUACUUCUGAUGUUUUUAACACUCCCAACACUGUUAUUGAAAUAAAAUGUAUGAAAUGUC
Silurus meridionalis is the source of this 2637-nucleotide messenger RNA. It is a transcript of the gene slc39a13, whose product is annotated as solute carrier family 39 member 13. The transcript has 9 exons. Gene Ontology annotation, biological process: zinc ion transmembrane transport; intracellular zinc ion homeostasis. NCBI's taxonomy places the organism in Eukaryota, Metazoa, Chordata, Actinopteri, Siluriformes, Siluridae. The record is from RefSeq and is a predicted model, not a curated record. Gene Ontology annotation, molecular function: zinc ion transmembrane transporter activity. Gene Ontology annotation, cellular component: membrane.